AUGAUGCCGGUCGAACGCUCUCCAACGCGAGGCCGCUCACCUGUGAUCCAGACUCGUAGUCAGGGUCCUGCGGAGGACGUCGAAGUCCCUCCCGCAACACGCCCAAGGCGUUCAGGGACCACUUCCGUCGAACCGGAAGCCCCUAACUUGGCCACGAUGGCCUCUGAAGUGGCAGCGUUAAAAGAAGACAUUGCCCGCUCGACUGCUGCAACGCAGUUGGCAACUCAAAACCUUACGGAACAGCUUCAUAGGCUUUCCGAACGUCAGACAGCGGCGGAUGAGCGCCUCGCACGAGCCUUAGAAGCCCUAGCGCAUCGCCCGCUGCCUGGACAACCUCCCAUAGCACGAGCUACAAGAGAACGGUCCGCAACCCCGUGGGAAACGGCGGACACACCAAGGGAGCGUACCGAACCAAGUUUUUCAGGUGCGGUGCCUCCAAUCCAAGUGCCAGCGGCCCCGUGGGCCAGCGACACCAAGGUCGAUUCCUUGAAAGCAAAGGACGUACCCGAGUUUACGGGCAGAAGAAACCAAGACGUUGAAGAAUGGCUUAACAAAGUCCAACUUCUUCAAAACGUUAGCGCAACGUCGGAUGCCAGGAUGGUACAGCUCCUACCAGCCAUGAUAGCCGAGAAAACCCCUGCUGACGCUUGGUUUUACACUCUGGAAGCCCAGGAAACUCGCUCAUGGACCUGGAAAAGGUGGAAAGAGGAACUGCUUCGAGAGUUCCGAGAUCCCCUAACCGAGUCCAAGCGCAAAACCGAAUAUGUGCACUGCCACGUGAACCCCAAAGAAUUUUGCAGCUUUCUCGCGUUCAUUGACCACAAAACUCAUCUCCAGCGCCUCGCAUACGGCGACCGGGCAAACAUAGAAUGUCCCGCUGACCAGCAUUUCGACCUAAUAGUCGAACAAUUGCCCAGUGACAUCCAAAUCAAGCAUGAUGGGAAAGGGAUAUGGAUCCCAGGCCAUGCAGUCGUUGGCUCGGCGAUAGUCGAAGGCUACGCGCGGGGCCCCAUCAUGGUGUCUCGCUCCGUCUCGAGGGCUGUCCGCUCCAACGGAGAGUACGACCGUGGCCUCGAAAGGGGUGGCGGAGCCGAGAUAAAUCGAGGCGCAUAAGGAAUCUUGGUGUAGUUCCCUAUGAGAUGACCCUCAUAGCUGAAGGCUUGAUGGAAGUGUCGUAGAAUGUUG
Molecule: messenger RNA, 1185 nt
Organism: Spizellomyces punctatus DAOM BR117
Lineage: Eukaryota; Fungi; Chytridiomycota; Chytridiomycetes; Spizellomycetales; Spizellomycetaceae
Exons: 2
Coding region: 1-1113 (370 amino acids)
Source: RefSeq, a predicted model, not a curated record